Messenger RNA from Solanum verrucosum, 894 nucleotides. RefSeq lists its product as uncharacterized. The record is from RefSeq and is a predicted model, not a curated record. The transcript is spliced from 2 exons. Lineage: Eukaryota; Viridiplantae; Streptophyta; Magnoliopsida; Solanales; Solanaceae. The coding region runs from base 1 to 894 and encodes 297 amino acids.
AUGAAAAGAAUAAAGGACUUUACUAGAACGAAUCCUCCGGAGUUUCAUGGGUCAAAAGUUGAUGAGGAUCUUCAAGAGUUCAUUAAUAAGGUGUAUAAGAUAGUGGGAAUUAUGGGAUUGUCUACUGUAGAGAAAGAGAAAUUGGUCACUCAUCAACGAAAGGAUAUUGCUCAAGUUUGGUUUGAACAAUGGAAAAGUGAGAAGGUUGUUGAUGUGGAUCCUCUUGAUUGGAAGAAAUUCAAUGGAGGUUUUCUUGAUUGUUUCUUUUAUCUUUUGACGAGGGAGGCAAAUUUGUUCGGUGGACAAGGCCGUUAUAAAUUUCGGCAAAGGUUUCCCGGUAAAGGUUCUUCUAAUGAUCCUACCCCUAAGUUCUACAAAGAUAGAGUGUCUAAUUCUAAGCCUCAAGGAGGAAAUAGUGGUGGAUCUUUGAUGCCUACUUGGACAAGGUGUGGCAAGAAUCAUGAUGACAAAUGUUUGGCCGAUAGAGAUGGAUGCUUUAAUUGUGGAAAGAGUGUUCAUAAGAUGAGAGAUUUCCCAUUUCUUGCUACUAAGGGAAGGGAUGAUAGGAAAACUUAUCCUAUUAGUUUCGGUUCUAGUGCUCCAAUGCAAAACAAAUUUUAUGCUCUUCAGACUCAACAACAUCACAACGAUUCUCCGAAUGUGGUGACCGAUAUGUUGAAAGAAUUUCAACUUGAUGCAUAUGCUUUACUUGAUCUGGGUGCUACGUUGUCAUUUGUUACUCCUUAUGUGGCCAUGAGAUUUGAUGUUGAUCCCGACAUCCUUUAUAAUCCAUUUCAUGUCUCUACUCAUACUGGUGAUUCUAUUGUCGCUAAAAGAGUUUAUAAAAAUUGUCCUAUUUUGUUUCUCAUAGAGUUACUCAUGUUGAUCUUGUAG